CAACAUAAAAACAACGACAAUUGCAAAAAGAUUCAUUUUAAAGCAUACAUUGAAGACUUACACAUUGAUAUACAGAAACACGUUCUUUAUAAAACAGCAAUGGACAGCUAGUUAAUACUAUGGCAAGUGACAAUGAAUAUAUCUUUAAGUAGCGGAAAUAUCUUAUAAAGGAGUGUUAAGAGGAUGCAAUUUUGGUUAAACUCGCUCAAGUCCAGUCAGACGCAAGGUUUGAUAUGAAAUGUGUGUAAAUGUGUACUAAAAAUGAAGAAAUUGUGCGAUUUCAAGUGUCCUAAGAUACCAGUAGUGAGGAAAUGCUGCUUCUGUAUACCUACCUAUGUAGGUAUAGCUGUUUUUGGAUAUGCUGAUCUCACUCUAGCCCUAGUGGCUUUUCCAAUGCUGAUGUAUGAGAUGGUAGAUGAGCUGACGAGUGACAAGCCUCGAGGAGAGAUGCGCUACAGUGACCCAGCAGUGCACCUUCCUGUGAUAGUAGCUGCAGCAUUAGCAGACAUUGUUCUAACAGUGGUCUUGCUAAUCGGAGCACAUAGAAAAAACAAAUUGCUACUGAAGAUAUACUUCUACUUCGCGACGAUUUCGCAGUUGAUGACAUUACUGGCAGACCUACCAUUUUACGACUAUACAGCACACAGGAAGAAUGCUGUCUAUCUGUUCUAUGUAGGGUUGAACAUCUACCUGCUGUUUCUGGUGCACAACGUGGUCUACGUGAGGGAGGACAAGAGGGAGAUCCAGUACAUAGCUUAUGACCAGCAUCAGGUCACCGUUUGACACCAACAACUGGGCGGGAUAAAGACACGAGGAAUUUUGACUCUGUAAAUAAAUUGUAAAUGUUAAUAAUAAAAUGUCCAAGUUUACUGAA
Molecule: messenger RNA, 874 nt
Organism: Spodoptera frugiperda (fall armyworm)
Lineage: Eukaryota; Metazoa; Arthropoda; Insecta; Lepidoptera; Noctuidae
Exons: 5
Coding region: 262-783 (173 amino acids)
Source: RefSeq, a predicted model, not a curated record